Molecule: messenger RNA, 9973 nt
Organism: Alosa sapidissima (American shad)
Lineage: Eukaryota; Metazoa; Chordata; Actinopteri; Clupeiformes; Clupeidae
Gene: fn1b
Product: fibronectin 1b
Exons: 52
Coding region: 181-9126 (2981 amino acids)
Biological process (GO): cell-substrate junction assembly; nervous system development; heart development
Cellular component (GO): extracellular region
Molecular function (GO): integrin binding; proteoglycan binding
Source: RefSeq, a predicted model, not a curated record
CGACCUAAUACGGCUGCAGUCUGGUGGAGGUUGAGGAGCCAAGAGAAGGCAGCAGGGGGAUAAACCGAGGCCACCAUUUGACAAAGCCUCCAUUACAUUCUUUCCUCCGGUCCAGCACAUUUGAACAGAAAUAGUGGAGAGUAAAUUCAAGUAAACGAAGUCACUUAUAAAUUGAAGAAAAUGACGAGGGGUCCUGUGACAGGACUAUUGGUGGCGCUGUGCAUAGGCACAGCGGUCCAUUGUCUGCCCAAGACUUCGGAACGAGCAAAAAGAACGACCCAGCAACAAGUUAUCCCCGAGAUGGAUGACCCGUCGACCGUUCCCCACUCCUCAUCCCAAUGCACGGAUAGCGGUCGUGUUUAUAGAUUAAACGACCAAUGGGAGCGGACAUAUCUGGGCAACACACUGCUCUGCACUUGUGAGGGUGCUGCAGGAAUUAAAUGCGUAUCCAAGCCCGCAGCCCAAUGCACGGAUAGCGGUCGUGUUUAUAGAUUAAACGACCAAUGGGAGCGGACAUAUCUGGGCAGCACACUGCUCUGCACUUGUGAAGGUGCUGCAGGAAUUAAAUGCAUAUCCAAGCCCGCAGCUGAAGAGACUUGUUAUGACAAAAUUAACAUGCGGACUUACCAAGUCGGAGAGACGUACGAGCGUCCCAAGGAUGGCAUGAUCUGGGACUGCACAUGUAUCGGUUCCGGAAGGGGCAAAAUCAGCUGCACAAUAGCCAACCGUUGCCAUGAAGGAGGGAACUCGUAUAAGAUUGGUGACACUUGGAGAAGGCCACACGACACUGGAAACUACAUGCUGGAGUGCGUUUGCCUCGGCAAUGGAAAGGGAGAAUGGACCUGCAAACCAGUGGCGGAACGUUGCUAUGACAAUGCUGCGGGAUCCUCCUAUGUGGUUGGUGAGACUUGGGAAAAACCUUACCAGGGCUGGAUGGUAGUGGACUGCACUUGCCUCGGAGAGGGCAACGGCCGCAUCACCUGCACUUCCAGAAACCGUUGCAAUGACCAGGACACAAAAACCUCCUACCGCAUCGGAGACACCUGGACCAAGACAGAUGCCCGUGGACACACCCUGCAGUGUCUGUGCACUGGAAAUGGCCGCGGCGAGUGGAAGUGUGAGAGGCACACCACUGGUCAAGCUACCGCUGGCGCAGUGACCCGAGUGGGCCCAGUCGUGUACCAGCCCAACGCCCUGCCUGAAGAUCCCAUCGAGGGCACAUGCACAUCCCAGUCGGGGGUCACCUACUCCGUGGGCAUGCGCUGGAUCAGGACCCAGGGCAGCAAGCAGAUGCUGUGCACGUGCCUGGGCAACGGAGUCAGCUGUGAGGAGUGGGAGGGUCAGUCUCAAGUGUACGGCGGGAACUCGGACGGUAAGCCCUGCGCCUUCCCCUUCGUGUUCAAUGGAAGGACCUACUACUCGUGCACCUCCGAGGGCCGCUCUGACGGUCAGCUGUGGUGCAGCACCUCCUCCGACUACGACACCGAUGCCCAGUACUCCUUCUGCACUGAGAAGACAGCUGUGGUGGCCACCCGCGGGGGUAACUCCAACGGCGCUCUCUGCCAGUUCCCCUUCAUCUACAACGGCCGAAACUACACCGACUGCACUGCGGACGGCCGCCGCGACGGCAUGAAGUGGUGCGGCACCACCACCAAUUACGACGGCGAGCAGAAGUUUGGGUUCUGUCCCAUGGCUGCCCACGAGGAGGUGUGCACCACCAGCGAUGGCAUCAUGUACCGCAUGGGCGACGAGUGGGACAAGCGCCACGACGUCCUGGGUCACAUGAUGCGCUGCACGUGUCUGGGCAAUGGCCGCGGUGAAUGGAGCUGCACGGCCUACUCUCAGCUCAGAGAUCAGUGCAUUGUUGACAGCAACACUUAUGACGUGAACCAGCAGUUCAGCAAGCGCCACAAUGAAGGUUACAUGAUGAACUGCACCUGCUUUGGCCAGGGGAGGGGCCGUUGGAAGUGCGAUGCCAUCGACCAGUGUCAGGAGCCUGAGACCAAAGUCUACUACCAGAUCGGAGACUCCUGGGACAAAGUCAUGCAUGGAGCUCGUUACAGGUGCUCCUGCCAUGGCAACGGCCUCGGAGAGCACGCCUGUGAACCUCUGCAGUCAGGUGGCCAGGGGCCAGUGAGGGUGAUCAUCACAGAGGCCGGCACGCAGCCCGACUCCCACCCCAUCCAGUGGAACCCACCCCCCUCAGCACACAUCAUCCAGUACAUCCUCAAGUGGAGAGUGAAAAACACCCACAGGCCAUGGAGGGAGGCUAAGAUCCCCGGACACCUGAACUCGUACACCAUCUCUGGCCUGAAGCCCGGCCUCACCUACGAGGGUCAGCUCCUCAGCAUCCUGCGGCAGGGAGGCCGCGAGGUCACCCGCUUCGACUUCACCACCACCUACGGCACCUUGAACACGGCUGAGGGAGAGACCAGACAACCAACCUCUCCAGAUGUGGUGGACAUCUCGGAGUCCGUGACUGAGAUCACCUCCAACAGCUUCGUCAUCUCCUGGGUCUCUGCCUCCGACACCAUCUCUGGCUUCAGGGUGGAGUAUGAGCUCACGGAGGACGGCUCCACACCCAUGACUCUCGACCUCCCCAACACACAGAACUCAGUGACCAUCAACGACCUCCUGCCUGGUCGCCGUUACAACGUGCGUGUGCAUGAGAUCUCGCCCGGGGGUGAACCCACUCUCAUCCUCACCACCACCCAGACCACCGCUCCUGAUGCCCCAGCUGAGCACUCUAUCAAUGACGUUGGAGAGACGGCCAUUGUCAUCAGCUGGACCAAGCCCCAAGCUCCUAUCACUGGUUACCGUGUGGUCUACAAACCAUCCAUUGAGGGAUUCACACCAUCCACUGAGCUCACCCUUCCCGACGACGCUACCAGGGUGACCCUGGGUGACCUUUUGCCCGGUGUGCUGUACAACAUCAGCAUCUAUGCUGUCGAGGACGACAUGGAGAGCGAGCCUGUGUUCGUUCAGGUGACCACUGCUGGAGAGCCCACUUCUGAGGAAGUGCAGGCUCCCACAGACCUCCAGUUCUUUGACGUGUCUGACAUGAAGAUCUCCAUCACAUGGACGGGUCCCCCGACCGAGGUGUCCGGAUACCGCGUGGCCUUUACCCCUGUUAGCCCUGACGGCACUACCCAGAGGCCUCUGCAGUUGCCCGUUACCCACAAUGCUUAUGCCGAGAUCACUCACCUGCAGCCCGGCACGAUCUAUCGCUUCUUCAUCUACACCAUCAAUGGAGGAGUGGAGAGCCAGCCACUGGUUGGAGAGCAGGCCACAAAGCCUGAUUCCCCCACCAGCCUGCGCUUCGACGACAUCACCGAGAAGAGUGCCCUGCUCAUCUGGUCCGCCCCACGUGCCACCGUCACGGGCUACCGGCUCUUCCUGACCAUCGAGGGCUCCAGCCCCAAGCAGCAGCGCAUCCCCAGCGACGUGACCCAGUACCGGCUGUCCAACCUGAAGCCCGACACCGACUACACGGUGCGCCUGCACUCGGAGCAGGGCAACACUCUCAGCGAGGGCGUGGAGAGCAUCUUCAGCACCACCCAAGCCAUGGGUAACGCCCCCCGCUUCAACACUGAUGUCACCGACACCUCCAUCAUCAUCACUUGGACUCCCAAGCCCCGGUUCAGUUACAGGCUGUCAGUGAGGCCGAGCCUGGGCGGAGAGGCUCCCAGAGAUGUGACCUCUGACAUUGGCAGCAUCAUCAUCUCUGGCCUGACCCCAGGGACUGAGUACAUCACCAGUGUCCAGCCCAUUGUCAACAGCCGCAACCACGGCAAUCCAAUCACCAGCAAAGUGACCACCCCUCUAUCGCCACCAACUGACCUCAACCUGGUUUCAAACCCAGACAAUGGCGACCUCACUGUGAAGUGGGUUGCCUCCAAAACACCUGACCUCACCGGCUACCGAGUGACGUGCAACCCGACCAACGGGCAGCGUGGGAACACUCUGGAGGAGAACGUGAGGCCUGAUCAGAACUCCUGCGUCCUGGAGAACCUGAGCCCAGGGGUGGAGUACAACGUGAGCGUCUUCGCCAUCAAAGACCAGAUGGAGAGCGAGCCUGUCUCCACCACCGUCACCCAAGAUGUACCCCAGCUAAGUGAUGUGAACUUCGUCAAUGUCACUGACACCACUAUCGGACUGAGGUGGACCCCUCUUAACCUGCCGACCGUAACGGGCUAUCACAUUAAGGUGACGGCGUCCGGCGAGAGCGUGCCCCUUCUUGAGGACAUGCUCGAGCCGACCGCCGACUAUUACACGGUGCACGGCCUGGAACCGGGCAUUGACUAUGACAUCAGCAUUACCGCGGUAACGGAGGGAGGAGAGGGCGAACCGUCAACCAUCACCCAGCAAACAAGGCCCAGAACUGCUGUCCCUGCACCCACAAACCUGCAUUUCGACGAGGUCGGAGCAGACACAAUGCGAGUGUCCUGGAACAUCCCCAGAUCCACUGAUAUCUCUCGCUCGGUCAUCCGCUACCAGCCCAUCGAGGACAGCAACGUCCAGGAGGUCAACGUUGGGAGGACCACGGAAUCCUUUGUCCUGCAGAACCUGCAGCCAAACACCGAGUACAUGGUGAGCGUGGUGUGUGUGUAUGACGACCAUGAGAGCCAACCCGUCAGGGGCACCCAGAGAACAAUCCUGGACUCUCCCACUAACCUGGACUUCUCCGAGAUCUCCUCCAACGCUUUCACCGUCCACUGGACCGCUCCCCUGGCUCGCAUCAAUGGCUACCGCCUGCGCUACCAGCCCACCAACGGCGGCCGUGCGAAGGACGAGCGCCUGCCCCCCACCAGGACCCAGUUCACCCUCACCAACCUCCAGCCAGAGACCGAGUACGACAUACACAUCUACGCCAUCAGCGGCCGCGAUGAGAGCCGACCCCUGCAAGGACGCCAAGCCACCGUCACCGAGGCCCCCACCAAUCUUGAGGUGACCGGCUCCACCCCCAACAGCAUCACCAUCAGCUGGGACCACCCCCCAGUGACCGUGCGCUACUACAGAAUCACACAUGGAGAGUCAGGCGAGAGCCCUGCAAAGGAAUUCACUGUCCCCGGAACUGAGUCCACGGCCACCAUUGAGAACCUGCGUCCCAACACCGAGUACACCAUCACUGUGUAUGCGGUCACUGGCCGAGGGGACAGCCCUGCCUCCAGCACCCCCAUCUACGUCACCCAUAGGACUGACACCCCCGGCGGACGCCCCUACGUCCCAUCUCCAUCCUCCAUGGACGUGACUGACGUGCAGGACAAUGCCAUCACUGUGCGCUGGAGCCCCGCCAAGGGCCCCAUCACCGGCUACCGUGUCACUGGCGCUCCCAAGAACGGAGACGGACCCUCCUUCUCUGAGGUUGUUGGGCCUGAGAGGACUGAGCUGACUCUUACAGGCCUGUCACCCACUGUAGAGUAUGUGGUUAGUGUGUAUGCCAUUGGCAAGGGUGGAGAGAGCCCCCCAGUGGUGGAAAACGCUGUUACAGGAGGCAGUGGUGACCACCCUACCGACCUUUCCUUCACCGACGUGCAGACGACCGCUCUGCGCGUGACAUGGGACGCUCCCUCAGAGCGUGUGACCUCUUACAGGGUUCUGUACACCAAUCCAGAGGAGGGCGAACGUGAGCUGUAUCCAGCACCUCGUGGCACCGACACCAGCGCCGUGAUCCCCAACCUCCGGCCCAACACUGAGUACACCAUCCAGGUCAUCCCCGUGCAGGGACGCACACCUCUGACCACACUGCUGGGCAAGCAGGCCACCAAAGGCCUAACAGCCAGCAGCGGUGACCGCCCUACUGACCUCUCUUUCACCGAUGUGGACACGACCUCUCUGCGCGUGACAUGGGACGCUCCCUCAGAGCGUGUGACUUACUACAGGGUUCUGUACACGAGCCCAGAGGAGGGCGAACGUGAGCUGUACCCAGCACCUCGUGGCACCGACACCAGCGCCGUGAUCCCCAACCUCCGGCCCAACACUGAGUACACCAUCCAGGUCAUCCCCGUACAGGGACGCACACCUCUGCCCAAACUGGUUGGUCAGCAGGCAACAAGAGGCCCCACAGCUGGCAGCGGUGACCGCCCUACUGACCUCUCUUUCACCGAUGUGGACACGACCUCUCUCCGCGUGACAUGGGACACUCCCUCAGAGCGUGUGACUUACUACAGGGUUCUGUACACGAGCCCAGAGGAGGGCGAACGUGAGCUGUACCCAGCACCUCGUGGGACCGACACCAGCGCCGUGAUCCCCAACCUCCGGCCCAACACUGAGUACACCAUCCAGGUCAUCCCCGUACAGGGACGCACACCUCUGCCCAAACUGGUUGGUCAGCAGGCAACAAGAGGCCCCACAGCUGGCAGCGGUGACCGCCCUACCGACCUCUCUUUCACCGACGUAGACACAAACUCCCUCCAUGUGACAUGGGACGCUCCCUCAGAGCGUGUGACUUACUACAGGGUUCUGUACACGAGCCCAGAGGAGGGCGAACGUGAGCUGUACCCAGCACCUCGUGGCACCGACACCAGCGCCGUGAUCCCCAACCUCCGGCCCAACACUGAGUACACCAUCCAGGUCAUCCCCGUACAGGGACGCACACCUCUGCCCAAACUGGUUGGUCAGCAGGCAACAAGAGGCCCCACAGCUGGCAGCGGUGACCGCCCUACUGACCUCUCUUUCACUGACGUGGACACAAACUCCCUCCAUGUGACAUGGGACGCUCCCUCAGAGCGUGUGACUUACUACAGGGUUCUGUACACGAGCCCAGAGGAGGGCGAACGUGAGCUGUACCCAGCACCUCGUGGCACCGACACCAGCGCCGUGAUCCCCAACCUCCGGCCCAACACUGAGUACACCAUCCAGGUCAUCCCCGUGCAGGGACGCACACCUCUGCCCAAACUGGUUGGUCAGCAGGCAACAAGAGGCCCCACAGCCACACAGCCUGGGACAGUCCCUGCACCCACAAACAUCCAGUUCACUGAGGUGGGCCCUACCUACUUCACCAUCACCUGGAUCUCCCCCAACUUCAGGCUAACCGGCUACCGCGUGGUGGUCAGCCCCAAGAACAACCAGGCCCCGUCCAAGGAGCUCAAUGUGGCCCCUGACUCCAGUCGCGUCACCGUGCCAGGACUCAUGCUUGCCACCCCCUACAUCGUGUACGUGUACGCCCUGAGAGACUCAUCGGCCAGUCCACCCCUGACUGGAGAGAUCACCACCACUGACAGCUCCUCAGACCUUAGCCCACCCCGCCGCGUGAGGCUGUCCGAUUUGAUGGAGUCCUCCGUCACACUCACCUGGAGGACCAAGGUUGAGCCUAUCACCGGCUUCCUCAUUGAGGCCAUCCCUGAUGACCGCAGAUACCCCACCAUCAGCAAGACCAUCCCCGAGGAGGCCAGAACGUUCAUCCUCACAGGGCUUCAGCCUGGCACCUUCUACACCAUCAACAUGUACACCCUGAACGGAAACUCCCGGAGCCCUGCCUUCACCCUCACUGUGACCACACCUGCUCCAGCAGUUAAUGCUCCAACGGACCUCCAGUUCACCUCCAUCACCCCCUCCUCCAUCUCCUUCUCCUGGCGCCCCCCGACCACACGCAUCACAGGAUACUAUGUCACCUAUGAGGAGUCUGGAGGCAGGCCCCGUGAGCUCACCCCCAGACCACAUGCUGGCCAGAACUAUGCCACCAUCACUGGGUUGAAACCACGCACUGAGUACAUCAUCAAGAUAAUCGCCCUCUCGAAUGGACAGAGAAGCACACCGCUGAUAGGCACGGCCACAACUCAAUUUGGCUCGCUUCCGCUGCCACCGCCACCCUCGCGCCCUGGCUCCGAAGACCGACUGGACGUGCCACACAUCAUCGACGACAACACCGUUAGUGUACCAGCGGUAGUGGGGACAGGCGGCCAGGACACCUUAGGGGGCCAGGGCCAGAAUGUCGAGUACACUGAGUACAACAACCGGCCCAACCAGCCCAACCAGCCAAACCUGCCCCACCGGCCCCAGGUGCCCCAGAGGCCCCAUUACCCACUGGUCUACAUCCCAAAACCGGGGCCCGACGGGAACAGGGUGCCGGUGGUGCAGGUGAGUGAAGACCUUCCCGGGCACGGGCUUCCUUAUGGUUUUCCAGAGAACGACACGGGAAGUCCUCAGGAGGCACAGACGCAGACCGUCAUCACCUGGCAGCCACUGCCACAGAGCACCGCCUACGAGGUCCACUGCGAGCCACUCACCCACCGCAACGAGAGGACCUUCCAGAUGCGUCUUCCAGGCACGUCCACUAGCGCUACCCUGAUUGGCCUGACCUCUGGGGCUUCCUACAACGUCAUCGUUGAGGCUCUGAAGGAUGCUCUUAAGCACAAGGUGUUUGAAGAGGUCGUCACCGCAGGCAACACUGUCUCCGAAGGACAGCCUGAAGGACUCCCGGCCAAUGGGGAUUCCUGCUACGACACCUUCACAGCCACCUACCACAACGUGGGUGAGGAGUGGGAGCGCAUGUCUGAGACCGGCUUCAAGCUGUGGUGCAGAUGCCUAGGACUGGGCAGCGGCCACUUCAGAUGUGACUCUUCCAAAUGGUGCCAUGACAACGGCAACAACUACCGAAUUGGCGAGAGGUGGGAUAGGCAGGCUGAGAAUGGUCACAUGAUGAGCUGCACCUGUUUGGGCAAUGGCAAGGGAGAGUUCAAGUGUGAACCACAUGAGUCUACCUGCUAUGAUGAUGGGAAAAUGUACCAUGUGGGCAACCAGUGGCAGAAAGAAUAUCUUGGAGCCAUCUGCACUUGCACAUGCUAUGGUGGGCAGCAGGGAUGGCGCUGUGAGAACUGCAGAAGGCCAGGAGGUGAUGGCGGUCCCCAAGUCCACCCUGUUCGCGUAAACACCUACACCAACCAAGGAGACACAACCUUCCGCAGAGUGAUGAAAGCGCUGCUACCUACAGGUUCAAGAACAUUCAGUGCCCCAUUGAGUGCCUCCGGCCUGACCUCCUCGCUGACGCGAUCUCUCCAACCAACCCCAACGAGUGAGCGCCCGUGCCUGAAGCGAUGCAUCGCCAUCCCUCUGCGUCCAAAGACCCGCCGUUUUCAGCGGGCCACCCGGCGGACAUCUUCCACCGAAUCCAGACGUGACGAAUGAGAUUGUAUUAACACACAUUAGUGCCUUAACACCCUACCCUCCCAAAUAGUUUUGUUCCCCCACUGCAUCGCUUUUUCGGCUUUAUCACACCGACAGUUAACGUCACGCUAACGCUAGCCCAUCCUCCCCACCCCACUCACUCCUAUAAUGCCCUCUUCAUGAUUAGGUCGGCAGUUGGGAUUCUUUUUUGUCUUCAGUGUGUUAAAUGUUUGGAUAUCUGUUGUUGCGAUUCUCUCAGAAAUGUAUUGAGACACUUUAUAAGAGAAAACAAAGAAUAACACAUUCCUGUUCCAUGUUGAAGCCCUGGCGACCAUUACUGGUGUGGGCAUCUUGUCACGUCAAAAGGGAUAUUCAAAUGUCCAAGCCAAUUUGCAUCUCUACUGAUUAUAUUUUAUCAGUAAUAACUUCCCAGUAUUAGUGCCAUACAUUGGUAACAAAGUAUUUUUGUACUUUUUUUUUUUAAAAGAAAUUACUGAAAAGUUACUCAUCAGAAAUGGAGCACUGUUUGAGAAUGUGUUGGAGUACCAGUCAUGGUACAUUGAGGUUCGGUCCAUAUCGCAGUUUGUGUUAUGUUUGAUGUUUUUUUUUCUUUUUCUUUUGUGGCCCUCCAUUGUAAAAGAUGUGGCCAGCACUGUUUUCGAAUGACAAUGACACUUACUGAUAAUGAUUGAUUUGUUUGUAAUUUUUCUAACUUUUUGUUUAUUACUUUAAUUUAUCCCUAAAUUCUUCUAAAGUGUUGAAAGGUUAGAACUGGGAUGUAAAGAUAGAUUUUUGUACUGUAAGUGCCAAAGGUCUUCACUACUGUCUAAUUUCCCUUUUUGGAUAAAAAUGUACAAAGAACCUCAAA